UUGAAGAUGAGCAGGGCUACAAGUUUCUCAGCGGAUUAAUAAUUUGGUUCGGGGAUUAAAGUUGGCAAAUGCUGUGUUGUCCUCAAGAGCCAUGACGUAAGGGGGUGUGGGAUUUGGGAUAUCCCGAAUGUUAUCACGAAAUCCUCUUACAUUUUCUGUGGAAAAAAAAAUGUCUUUGCAGAAAGGGCGGGAAACAUUCUCUCGUCAAUGUGUUUAGUCGGAGAAAAAUCAUUGUCAUUCAGCAGCUUGUAUGAAGGACUAAUGUUAUUCUAUUAUAAAGGAGCAUUAUAUACGGUCCACUGCAUCCUUUGACUGGAAGAUGCAGAACACAAACGGUCAUUACCGCAUCAAGAGCGUUGUAUGUCUUCUGCGGUUUCCCGCCUGAAUAAAGACCAUGUCAUGACAAACGAGAUCACUGCAGAGACAACGAGACACUGGUAACAAUCAGCAAACGGAUAAACUGCGCAUAUAAAUACUGAAUACAACUGUUGUGUUCUUGAUACCAGUGGGAUUGUUUUCGUUUCGACGUCCUUCUGAAUGCUGUACUGUUGCGGAGGUAGGGAGAAGGAGGAGAAGGAGCACACGGGCGCGAACGAAGCGUUGAUUAGCAGCGGGGAACCGGAGACGGUCACCGUUGAAAACCGGGAAGAAAGUCCGGCCGCAGGGAUGUUUGACAUAGCGGAUUUGCCCGAGCUCCUGCCUCCCUCGGAGCAACUUCAGCCGAACCCCCCUGACUCAGCGUGUCAGAUGCAGCAUUUGGGCGGUGAGUUCAACAGGGACUGUUUGAGCCCCGAGUGCCAUCAGAGGAGGUUAGGCCAGAGGGCCCCCAAGCUCGGACAGAUCGGACGCUCAAAGAGAGUUGUUAUAGAGGAUGAAGAUCUGGACGACAUCAUGAACAACAGCAAUGGAUCACCACCUGUGCCUCUCAGCAAUGCACCAUCCUGAGCAUCCUCAUUCUAAAAAUUCUGGACCAGCUAUUUGUGAAAUGCAUCCUUCUGCCAUUGGCACAGUCGGGAUACUUUCAGCAGGAGAAAAGACAAACACCCCUCCUAGUUUCAGAUUCACAUGAGAACCGCAUGCGUUUCAGCUGUAGUUUAGUCCCAGUGCAUGGCAGUAGCAAUCACCCAACAAACAACAGGCGACACAGCUGAUUUGUUAAGUUGCUGGUAGCUUCUUGGUAGAUAAGAGCUUUGAGUGUGACAUUCGUGCCUCUCAGAGAAAGAAAUGUGCAAAUGGAGGCUGAUAUGCACAUCAAUAUCUGACCAAAAGAAAAGACCAGCAACUGUAAUAGAUCACUCAAUCUAGACUUGUGAUGUGUUAUUAUAAUGAUAUUUUCAUCCACUUUGUGUAAUUUAUUCAAACUUUUAAUGAGGAAAAUGGUACAGUGAGUGUUGUCAUAUUUUACUUAAUUUGUCUCUAAAAGUUGGGGAAAUAUAAGCUGCUUCUCUAGAGGCUUUGCAUCUCUAGUUACAGAGGUUUACAUGUUUUUAUGCCUUAUGAAAUGUUGCAUGUUGCAUUAUGUAGUUAUAUUAGCACUUUGAAAUGCUAUGCACAUGCUUGACAAGCUGUCCUUUUAAAAAAAAAAUUGUUUUGUUUUAUACAUUGAUCGGGUGAGCAACAAGUUGGUGAAAGUGGCUACAAUUUAGAGGAUCGGUUCACUGAUUCUGUGAAAGAGAAUUUAUAAUGUCUCAUGUGGUGAAACAAAAAACACAAACACACACAUUAAUAAAUCACAAACACAAACCUGAACUCUUUUUCCUGUAAAUUGUCGGUCAAAGUUUCAAACGGUUCCAUUUUUGGCCACUAGAUGUCAACAAAACCAAAGAAAUUAACAAAGUUUACUAUGCGUGUAUUAACGAACGUUAGUUUCAUUGCAACGAUUUCACUGGCGUUCGACCACGUUCUUUUAAUAUAAACAUUUUUGUCUGCCCACAAAGGCUACAUGUUUAAUGUCUGGGAAAAUGAAUUAGGAGAGAGGAAUACCGUAUGCUCGCCUAGAUCAUUACGUCAUUCUCACGAAUGGACAGGGCGUGGUCUUCCUAGUCACAGCACCUGACGGAAGGAGAGCUACACUGGCGGCACAUAACCAGUGGGUGGAAGCAGAGAGCAAUACACACACAAGGAAAACAAUUUGGAAAGUACCAACAUUUUUGUUUUACAGUUCUAAUAGGCAUAAUCCGUAUACUCCGCGAACAAGGGGUUUCAUCAUAAUGUUCAAAUAAAGCCCCUUUGACAGCAUAUAAUUUGUGAAAUACAUGUAGGUGGCUUGAUCUAAUACAAGGAUACAUUAGCAUAAACUCCAUUUAGCCUACAAUACUCUUAGCCAGUUAGGUAGGCUACAUGCAAACUGCAAAACAAGGGGACCAUGUUGAAGAGGUAUUGACCGAGGUAUUUGCAAAUAGGCAUUGGGGAAACUGCCAAAUCAUUGAUUUGACAAAUAAGAAAGUGACACUGACCAAGUCUCAUUUAAAAAACUUUAUUUACAUACAAUUGUUAAUUUGCAAACUUGCACAGACAAAAAAAAAAAAAAAAAAAAUUAAAAGUUAAAUAUUUGCAUAUGUUGGUCACAAAUAUAAAAUGAUUAUAACAGGGGCAGCCCACCUCAAGUGGUCUAAGCACAGACCAAAAAAAAAAAAAAAACAA
Myxocyprinus asiaticus (Chinese sucker) is the source of this 2643-nucleotide messenger RNA. RefSeq names its product calcium/calmodulin-dependent protein kinase II inhibitor 2-like. The transcript is spliced from 2 exons. Gene Ontology annotation, biological process: negative regulation of protein kinase activity. The record is from RefSeq and is a predicted model, not a curated record. NCBI's taxonomy places the organism in Eukaryota, Metazoa, Chordata, Actinopteri, Cypriniformes, Catostomidae. Gene Ontology annotation, molecular function: protein kinase binding; calcium-dependent protein kinase inhibitor activity. The coding region runs from base 538 to 945 and encodes 135 amino acids.